CACUGCGAGCAGGGAGAGAGGGCAAAGAGGAGGCGAUAAAUAAGUGGGAUUUUUUGAUCAUUUUAUGCGUACGUAUAAGGCUGUGUGUAUAAGGCUGUGUGUAAGCUGUAAGUACAUGUAGCACAGUCCAAAAACUAUAGAUCUUGCACCAAAUGGGCAGCGACCUGCUUCGUGCUCACUGCUCAGCGUCAGUCUUUUCAUUACCGUUAAUACCGUUACGAAGGCAGACAGUUUGAACUACUACCCAAUGCCCUGUUUUGUGGAAAAUAGAAGAAAAAUCUCGACGGAACGUUUUGAGACCCCUAAUUAGCGCAGCACGGAAUAUAUUGGAUAUGAGGUUCUGUUUUAUUUUCAUUUCUGCCGUUUCUGAGAUACCCAGAAAGAAUUAAGAAACCUCCAACAGGCGUGGCCUUCCCCCCCGGCGGCCGCUUUUUUAUCUCCAAUCAUUUUCCAGACGGAAAAAAUCAGAAGACCAUAUGCUUUCGAAGUUGCCCUCUAACCUUCCACCUCAUCUGGGUCUCAAGUUCAUCAAGAUAUACGCUAAUUCUGGGGACUUACGUCGCGCACGCCAGUUGUUUGACACAAUUUCUGAACCAGAUUUGCGCACAUGGACUGUCAUAAUAGAUGCAUAUACAAAACAUGGUUUCCCAAAGGAAGCAGUAAGCCUAUACGCAGAAUUGCAGAAAAAGAACAUCCAACCAGAUAAAUUGCUACUUUUGUCAGUUGCCAAGGCAUGCGCUGCUUCAUCUGAUCUUUACAAAGCAAAAGAGAUUAAUGAAGACGCAAUCAAAUUUGGCUUUGGGCCAGAUCUUAUCUUGGGUAAUGCAUUGAUUGAUAUGUAUGGAAAAUGCAGAUACUCUGAAGGGGCAAAAAGGGUUUUUGCUCGUUUGCCUGUAAAAGAUGUGAUUUCAUGGACUUCCAUUGCUGCAUGCUACAUGAACUGUGGGCUGCCUGGGGAGGCUGUUCGAGCCUUCCACGAGAUGGGAUUAAAUGGUGUGAGACCUAAUCCAGUUACACUGUCUUCCAUUCUUCCUGCCUGCUCAGAGUUGAAGGAUUUGAGUUCUGGUAGACAGAUUCAUGGUUUUAUCAUAAGAAACGAAGUGGGGGACAAUGUAUUUGUGAAUAGCGCUCUUGUAAAUAUGUACGCUAGCUGUUUAAGCAUCAAGAAAGCUCAGUUGGUAUUUGAAACCAUGUCUCAGAGGGAUAUUGUAUCCUGGAAUGCUAUCAUUACAGCACACUUCUUAAAUGGAGAAUGUGAGAAUGCUCUUUGUCUAUUCCAACAAAUGAUAACCGAAGGGAUCAAGUUAGAUGGUGCUUCUUGGAAUGCUGUUAUUGGUGGGUGUAUGCAAAAUGGGCGAACCAAAGAAGCACUGCAGAUGCUGAGCCAAAUGCAAGUUCUGGGAUUCAGACCCAAUCAAAUCACAAUUACUACUCUUUUACCUGCCUGCACUUCUUUAGAAAGCUUAAGGGGUGGCAAGGAGAUCCAUGGAUAUGCAUUUAGGCAUUGGUUUUUUGAGGACUUAACAGCCACCACCGCUCUGGUUUUAACAUAUGCUAAAUGUGGGGACUUGGAACUUGCUCAUAGGCUUUUCAAUAUGAUGCCUAGAAGAGAUGCUGUUGCUUGGAGCACUAUGAUUUCUGCACAUUCAAUGCAUGGAAAUGGAGACGAAGCCUUGUCACUCUUUCACAAAAUGUUAAACUCAAGAAUCAAACCCAAUGCCAUGACUUUCACUGCUGUUUUGUCCGGUUGUAGCCAUUCAAGACUUGUUGAUGAAGCCCUCUCAAUUUUUCACUCAAUGAGUAGGGAUCACUUGAUUGAACCUGAUGCUGAGCACUACUCAUGUAUGGUUGAUGUAUUUAGUCGUGCUGGUCGCUUAGAAGAAGCAUAUGAUUUCAUUAAAAACAUGCCUGUUCAACCAUCAGCUAGUGCUUGGGGAGCGUUGCUCGGUGCAUGUAGAGUUUAUAAGAAUGUUGAUUUGGGAAGACUUGCAGCUAAACAGCUACUUCAGAUUGAACCAAAAAACCCUGGAAACUAUGUAAUAUUAUCAAACAUCUUGGUUACUGCCAAACUAUGGGGAGAGGCCUCAGAGACUAGGAAACUGAUGAGAGACAGAGGAGUUAAAAAAAUUCCUGGUUCUAGUUGGGUGCAGGUGAGAAAUAAAGUUUACACUUUCGUUGCAGGUGAUAAAAAGAUUGAUCAAAGCGAUGAGAUUGACAGAUUUUUGGAUGAGUUGGGUCAGAAGAUGAGGGUAGCAGGGUAUAUGCCCAAUACUGAAUUUGUUUUGCAAGAUGUGGAUCAAGAGGAGAAAGAAGAUCUUUUGUGCAAUCACAGCGAGAAGCUUGCUGUUGCUUUUGGGAUACUCAAUUUGAAUGGAGCCUCAUCAAUUCGGGUGUUUAAGAACUUGAGAAUAUGUGGAGACUGUCACAGCGCUAUUAAGUUUAUUGCCAAGAUUGUUGGUGUGCAAAUCAUUGUCAGAGAUUCACUAAGGUUUCACCAUUUCAAAGAUGGGUUUUGUUCCUGUCGAGACUUUUGGUGAGUCCUAUCAGUUUUUGUAGGAGUUGAAAUUUUGGAAAAAAUAUCAAGUUUGAAAAAGAUGGAUGCUGGCAUGCUGCUCAGUGGAACCUCAAUAUCUAAUGGAAUAUGCACGAUCAUGUUUGCAGUAACUGAAUGUGCAAACACUUGUGAACGAUUUCGCGUCUACAGGGGUAAGCUAUGUUUGGGGCAAGAAGAUCAGAAUUUAUGGGAGAAAGUUAUCUGUAGGAUAAGAGAGUGUGCUCUCUGAGCAGAAUUCACGCUUCUGGACUUUCAUGCUGCCAACAGAAUUCCCCACUUCGAGAAGCCCAAUUGACGGUGUUCUCAUUAACAAGGCUUGCAAAUUGUACUCAGAUUUGAGUACAAAAUGGCAUCUAAACGCCAAAGCUGACAAUGUUCCUAGCAUACCCAUUUGCAAGCUGGUUGGAAGAGCCACAGGGACUGGAAGGCAUGUACCUUGGAAAGUUCUAGAUUUUUCUUAGUCAUUGAGCAGGAGCUGAAGAUACAGCUGUCAAGGUGUACAAUAGGUGAACAUUCCUAUUCUCUGAACUGAGAAAGGCCUCCAAAUGGUUUGUAACUUUUAACAAGUACAAUUAUGCAAAAGGUUGCAAACAGAUUUAGUGAACAAUAAAAAUGAUGGUACCAGAAGCUUUUUUCAAAGGCAAAAUCGAACUUUUUGAACAAUCUCAAACAGUUCUAUACAGGUUCAAUAUGUUAAA
Molecule: messenger RNA, 3252 nt
Organism: Diospyros lotus (date-plum)
Lineage: Eukaryota; Viridiplantae; Streptophyta; Magnoliopsida; Ericales; Ebenaceae
Product: pentatricopeptide repeat-containing protein At1g20230-like
Exons: 1
Coding region: 477-2537 (686 amino acids)
Biological process (GO): RNA modification
Molecular function (GO): zinc ion binding; RNA binding; protein binding
Source: RefSeq, a predicted model, not a curated record